GUUAAUCAUUCCAAACACAACCAUUACUGAGUAAUCAUUCAACUAAAUUCAGUUUCAAGCCACCCACAAUUUUUCAAAAAUGCGUGCCUUCAUCGUCCUCUGUUUAUUCACCGUUUCCUGUGCGGAUAAGUUGGGCUACAACUAUCGCCCUGUAGGACACUCCGAUGCUGGUCUUUCGUUUGCACCAGGUGGUAGCAGUGGCGGACUUGGUGGACUGGGUAGUUAUGGUGGACCAGGAGGUGACGCAACACAAGUUUCACCUUCUUAUUCCGCACCUUCCGCUGAAUUCGACAAGGAGUUCUACAGCUAUACCGCUGAUGAGGAUGAUUUCAAUGAACCCGCCGGCAGUGAACAACUGGAUGCUUUAUUGAAAAAGAAUCUGCGUGUUGUCUUCGUUAAGGGACCCGAAAAUAAUGGUUUGGAGAACGCCGCCCUCAAUCUUGCCAAACUUGCUGCCGAACAGAAGACCGCCAUCUAUGUUCUACAAAAACAAGCCGACUUGGCUGAUUUGGCCAACAAAUUGCAGUCUCAACACGACCUUACAGGUCACAAACCCGAUGUACACUUCGUCAAGUACCGCACACCAGAGGAUAGGGAGUAG
This is a messenger RNA of Bactrocera latifrons, 601 nucleotides long. RefSeq lists its product as uncharacterized. NCBI's taxonomy places the organism in Eukaryota, Metazoa, Arthropoda, Insecta, Diptera, Tephritidae. The record is from RefSeq and is a predicted model, not a curated record. The coding region runs from base 80 to 601 and encodes 173 amino acids. The transcript is spliced from 2 exons.